This is a messenger RNA of Liolophura sinensis, 3039 nucleotides long. RefSeq lists its product as uncharacterized. Bases 134 to 1381 code for a protein of 415 amino acids. The transcript has 4 exons. Lineage: Eukaryota; Metazoa; Mollusca; Polyplacophora; Chitonida; Chitonidae. The record is from RefSeq and is a predicted model, not a curated record.
CGAGAAGGAAAGAUAAUGCAGGUGGGCCGAUUUGGUCGCCAGAUAAAUUGCAAAUUAUCCCGCUUAUCUGGAAUAAUCGGAUAUAUUGUAGUUUUAAAAGUUCUAGUCCUGAAAGUUUUUAUAUUUUAACACAAUGGGAGUGACGCUGGAGAGAGUGCAGAACAAGUUUGCCUGUAUUAUUGGAGAACUCUGCAGUGAGCCUGUCAUCUUGUCACAGUUUGCAAUAUGGGUGGACCUGAGGAUAGCAGAGUACAAGGCGAAAGGAGCUAUAUCAUUAGAAUGCUCAGGGGAAGAUCCUGAUCCAGUCUGGUUAAAAGGUCACAAACCAGCUCCACCUACAGUGAAUAGGGACACAACUCCCAUCCACCACCAUGGCCGGAGGAUGGGAGACAACUCUAUCCAAAGGCCACACAGCGAUUCAUUAUCUCACCCUAUUCUUUCACAUUUGGACCAGUCGGAAGAGGUGGCAGCCAGGCUGUCGCCUGACAUUGUUGUGAUAAAGGAGGAGCCUCAGGAAGAUGAGUCGGUUUUCCCUGUGAGUUUGCAUAGGCACGACGAUUCCACUGUUUCAAGGAACACUCCUAGAAAAAGGACUUCAGAAUCCGUCGGUCCGUCCGACGGGAGUCAUUCACCCUCCAAGCUCAGAAAAGUUUCAUCAUCCUCUUCAUCACCAGCAUUACACAUAGAGCCUGUCAACCAGAGCCUCAUGUCCAUAAUCAGUGAAAGCGCUUUGGAGGAGUCUGGCGACUCCAGCGCAAACUUUACAUUAGACUAUAGCAGCCUUGACCCGAGCAACGAGGAAAAUGCUGCAUCAUUGUUUCAGUCCCAGCCUGUGCCCUCCACCUCAAGCGGAGACUCGGCUGAUCAGCAGGAUAGCAGCAGCACAGAUAUUUCGGUUGCCCGAUCCUCCGGUACCCUAACUAGUGAGGGUCGAGUUCCCAGAAGACCCUCACGCUGGCUGCCCGACCGGACGGGGAGAGAGCUGCCCGAGGGGCUUCACAUGUCCCGUAUCAAGGCGCGAGUGGUCGUGGGUGAGCGCAAACCCUCUCAGACAAUCACCGACAUUUCUACCGCCGUGCGAACGAUGGAACGGUGGUUGUUCCAUAAGUAUGGCAUCCAUCUAAAGCUAGAGGAACUCGCACCUUCGGAUUUGGACACGCACUUAUCUGAAAUUUACUACGACCUUCGGAAACAGGACGGGAGCUUUUACGACGCAGGGUACUUGAUGAAGUUUCGCUCCUACAUCGAGCGCUUUCUCCGAGAACACGACUACCCCCUAUCUAUAACACGCUCAAAUGAGUUUUCCAAAAGCCGUUUGGCGUUUUCUAAGAGGAAACAGGAGCUUCUCAGGAACAAUGCCAGAGAUGAACAUUGUCCAUGAACCGGCAUUUUUCAUUAGAUUCCAUACCCUUCGAUACGCUUUUUUAAAAAAAAGAAUGUGCACCCUACCCUUUUUGUCAUAGUAUUGACAUAUAAGCUGUGGACAUUGUCACCCAGACUCAUUUUUGAGAAUUUUACACUGCGCCCUGUCCCUUCUGAUUUUUUCCUAGGCGUCUGAACACGCAUGCAUACCACAUGAAAUCGCUUCAAUUCAGCUAUGAAAUUAAACCUUACAUGCGUAUUUAGAGCUUUUCUCUGAUGGCAUUUGAACUUGAGUUAUCAAGAACAGCUCCUCUUGUUUAUUACUUAUACGUUCAAGCACGACAUAGUUAUACAGCUCAUUAUGCUAACAAUUUACACACUGAAUGUAUACAAUGUUUUAGACAGUGGCUAAGUUCGAGUGAAGCCAAGACAAGGUAUUGGCUACUGAUUGUGUUAAUGGAUCCUCCGUGGCAUGGCCGAGGUGGUUAGCGCCCCAGUGCUGCGCAAUGUCCCAGGAGCCUCUCUCCUGUGGCCAUGGGUUUCCCCCUGGCUCUGUCUGGGUUCAUCUCACCAAAGCGCUGGACGCCGUCGUAUAAGUGAAAUAUUCUUGAGUAUGGCGUUAAACAACAGUAAAAUAAUAACUGACUGCGUUGAAUGCUUUGUUCGGAUUCAUAUGAUAAUGAUGUAGGAACACUGCUGGACUUUAAAGCUUUAUUUGUCAAAGGCAACAUGUAAAAAAAAAAGGAAAAGCAGUGUACUGAAUCUUCCGAUCAAAAAUGCUUGUCCUCUAAGAAAUUUACACCCGCCUGAUCGUACCAUUCCAACUGGAUACUCACUCUGGCUAAACCGUUGUUUUGGGGUGGUUUCAGUGUCUCUAUGCUAAGACAUCCUAUAUUCUGGUGAAAUGAUCGUGCCAAUGGGACCAUCAGAUUUCAAAGACUGGCUAAUUAUAUCGGUGUCCACAUAUGGUACUUACUAUCAGACAUGAUUUCAUUAAACACGAUUCAGGGCUCCACUACAUUUCGUCAGUAAAAUUUCCAUACACUGACUACUCAUUAUGUAUGUAGCAAACUCUCAUUGUAGUACUAAAAGUUAUUUUAACGCUUAAUCAUUUGUCCGCUGCAGUUACAUAUAUGUAUUGGACAUCGUGCCCUGAUGUUUUAUAUGUAUAUCUAUGUUUUUUAUUCACUACCUGCUUUUUAAAGUCAUGCCUUCGCUUAUACCUUCAGAUGUGUGCAAUAAGUCUGACGAUAAUAAACACCCGUUUAUUUUCAAAUAUCACUUGUAUGGGUUAAUCGUCGAAUUGUGCCAAAGUUCCACUGUCUGGAUAAGCUUGAUUUAGUAGAUUAAAGUGAAGACCCCUAUUUUUUUCUUUGCAGAUACCGUUGAAAGGUUAUUAUUGUCGAUUUAGCUGUAUCGAAGCAUAAUUAGUUUAGCCUCACUCUGAAAUUUUCCAGCUAUGCACAACAUUUAGAAAUUACGGUGUUGUUUACAAGCAUCUUAUCCAGUACCAACAAUUAACUCGUGUGAAUAUACUAUUUGAUGCCGGGCAGUGACGUUGCCCUGCUGCUUAUUUCCAAGCUUGCUGGAAUGAUUCCCUCUGGGAACUUGUGGUAAAAUUGUGGUGUCAUAUGCAGGACUUUCAAAAUCCAGACUGUUUAUUGUGAUGCUAUUAUU